GGAAGACAUAGGCCAGUUCAGCAAAGGAAAACAAGUGUACAUGUGUGCGAAACCGGUGGCGUGUUGGUUAAUAACGUGAAGCGAUGCAGUGCCAGUCCAGACUACAGAAACAGAGCCAGGUUUACAUGGGAUCCCACUGACAUAGGAGGGGUUUGCGCUUUUCAGGCUGUUUAAAAUCACUACAAGUCAGCAUGUCUCAUCGAGGACCUUUAACUGCUGUCAUAACAACAGUACUAGGGGCAACCUUGGGAGGGCUGCUGAUAUGGCGAGUUUACCGAACGAAAAGGAAGAGGCUGCCUUCCAUCCAGAAGGUGGCUGAUCCUGUGGAGGCUCCACAGCCUGUGGAAAAGGAGUUCACUGCUGUGGAGUGUCAGUACAUCCAACCGCAAAACCUUCCAGAGAAGGAAUUCAAGGCUGUGGAGUGUCAGACCACACAACUGCCCGCUCCUGCACGGAUACCUUCCUCUGAGCAGCUGCUGGGGGUGAAACCAGUGAUGGUGAGCUCUGAGGAGGAAUGGCAGCAGCUGUGGCCACUGAUGCAGAAGGAGCUGUCAGUCUUCCCUGUGCUGGGGCUUGACUGUGAAUGGGUAAAGACUAAAGGCGUCUCGGUGAAGGGCCAAGCCUCUGCGGUCUCCCUGUUACAGAUGGCUUCAUAUUCAGGUCUGUGUGUCCUGGUGAGGCUGCUGCCCUUUCGCAGGGGUCAGCAGCCAUUCCCGCUCAGCUUAAUGGACGUCCUCCGAGACCCGCACAUUCUGAAAGUUGGUGUUGGUUGCUAUGAAGAUGGGAAGCGUCUGACGCGUGACUACGGUCUGUCCCUGACGUGUACUGUCGACCUGCGCUAUCUUGCCUUGAGACAAAGGCAAGCUACAGUGAAUAAUGGCCUCAGUCUGAAGUCUCUGGCAGCAGAUCUGUUGAAUGUGUCUCUAGAUAAAUCUCUGGAGCUGCGCUGCAGUGACUGGGAGGCGGAUCAACUGACGCUGGAGCAGAUGACUUACGCUGCCAGAGAUGCCCAAGUUUCCAUCGCUCUCUUCCUCCAUCUCCUUGGCCUCCGCUCUGAAGCCGGACCCGCCUCUUCCAGCGGGAGCUCCUACUCUGAUUUGGCCGCCCGCUGCCAGGGCCUGGUGGACGUGCCCUUCAGGGGCCGAGGGGACGGAGACGACAGGGCCGCUGAUGGAGAGAGGAGGCGAAGGACACGGAAACCGCCCACUUAUGAAAGCCCAGAGUCUGGAGAUCAGCAAGUCCCAGACCCUCGAAAGAAUAACAAGAGGAAACCGCUGGGUGUGGGAUAUUCUGCCAGGUGUGGGGAGUUUACACAGAAACCAAGAAACAGUUUGGCACAACUGCUUAUGAUUAACCAGUUUUUAUUAAAUCUUUAUAAAAAAAAUUUCAUCACUGUGACACAUGAGUUUGGGGCAUCGACUGGGCAGCAGCAUGAAAACUGCAGAUGCAAGAUGUUGGUUCCAUACUCAUGUCUUUUCUUCUUCUGUUUCAUACAUGUUUUAAUAGAACCAUUAAGCCACUGUCCCUGUUACAGGAAGUCUCCCCUUUAUGAUAACUGCUUCCUCCAUGCUCCUGAUGGCCAGCCUCUGUGUACCUGUGACAAGAAGAAAGCCAAAUGGUACCUAGAUAAAGGAAUAGGAGUGCUUCAGAGUGAAGAUCCUUUUGUUGUGAGGCUGCUGUUUGAGCCAUCAGGACGUCCUGACUCCCAGCAGGACUAUUAUCUCACUGCCAAGGAGAAUCUGUGUGUGGUCUGCGGCAAAGCAGAUUCCUACAUCAGGAAAAAUAUCGUGCCACAUGAGUACAGACGACAUUUUCCCACAGAGAUGAAGGACCACAAUUCCCACGACAUCCUGCUGCUCUGCACCAGCUGCCACGCCGCCUCCAACGUGCACGACAGCUUCCUGAAGCAGCAUCUGGCCGAAGAGUUCGCCGCCCCUCAGGGCUGCGAGGAGGGAGUUCGCCUGCUGGAGGACUCGGACCGACGGCGGGUGCGUUCAGCAGCUCGGGCUCUGCUCACAGCUGGGGACGGACUGCCGGAGCAGCGACGGGAGGAGCUGGAGGCUUUGAUCAAGAGUUUCCUCAACACGAACGAGAGGCAGGAGCUGACGAACGAGGUGCUGCAGCAGGCUGCCGGUUUGGAGACGAGGAUAUUCAACGAGGCGUACGUGCCUCACGGCCUGAAGGUGGUGCGAGCUCACGCUGAGAAGGGCCUGCGGGGCCUGAUGGACCUGGAGCGCCGCUGGAGGCAGCACUUCCUCACCACCAUGCAGCCUCGUCACCUCCCUCCUCUCUGGUCCGUCGACCACAACCACAGCAAGUUCCUCCGCAAGUACGGAGAGGACCUGCCCAUCAAGCUCAACUGACCGUCAGCCUCCACAAAGCAGCCACAGACUCACCUGCUGCUCAGAGUGCCAGGUGAAAUUGAAACUUCCGCAGCCACACUGUCAAUUUUACAAGCCAAGCUUUGUAGCGAGCAGACGAAUGCACUGAUCAACCACCCCGGACCAAAACGCUACCAGCAUGUGGCGGCUGUCGAGUUCCCGUUCGUGAUGAGUGUGUGAGUGAACGCGCUCGAUCUGUGAUGGACGGUGGACGACGUUUCACUCUUUUGUGCCAGUGGGACGCUGCUCGGCUGCCAUGUGGACCCUGAGUGGACUUCAGCAGAGACUCUCCCUGUGGAGAGGAACGCCAGCACUGAACCAGAAGAACACUUUGCAACACUAUGGUGGACAUGAUGUAACUGCGUAUGGACACUUUUUUUUUUUUACUAUGGGAAAUGAAUAAUUAUUUAUGAAAAUGGUUAAGAUAUUGAAAUUUAUGAACAGAUUUUUAGAAAAAGCUGCAGCCUGCUCUUACUUGCCCCUUAAAUUGAAUUAACCCCCCACAUCCCCCCUGCAGGUUAGCAGCUUAUUACCUCUGUUAGAGAGAAUAAAUGAUUUGCUUUGUAGAGAGAGGGUCAUUUUAAUAUGACCUUAAAUUAUCUGGCUCCACCCUGCUUCUGUUUCAGUCUGUUGUCUGUUUUAAGCCAAUAGAUGAAGGAUGAGUUUCCCAGAAGCAGCUUGAGAUCAAAUUUCAUCUUUGGCCAUUUUGCUUUUUUAAAAGAUGAGUUUGGUCUCGAGGUGCCUUUAAGCCUGAAUGUGUUCCAUCCCGGUGUUUAGGUUUUUUUUUUUUGCAGGAGGAGACGAGCGCUAGCAGACAGAGAAACGUUGGCUCGUUUAGUUGAUCAUUUAAACUCAUGAUGUCCAUGUCCUGCUGCUGAUUCUCCCGAUGGUUGGGACAUCUCCAUGGCUCAUGUUUUAAUGUGCCUCUUAAUCCCCAAACCUGACCGGAGACUCGUCACAGCCUCAGGACAUGACCUCGUUUCAGUUUACAGCAGUUUCACUACGACGUCGUUUUACAGAAUCCAAAAUGCACAGUGAGGAAAAAGUGCCAACGUUGAUGUGAUUUAAGAAAAUUACCUUAAAACCACCCCCCCUUUGCAAGGCAGAUUUUUUUGUCUGAGAGUGAUGAAUUUAUUUGCAAUAUAUGAAACUGUAAGUUAUUAUGGAAACAGCUGCUUUGUCUUUCUUCGUAUUUUCCUGGAUGUAAAGCCCUGAAGCUGUUUUGCUUUUCCUAAAUUAUGAAUGUUAAAGAAUAAAUAAAAGUCAUGUUUG
Molecule: messenger RNA, 3653 nt
Organism: Toxotes jaculatrix (banded archerfish)
Lineage: Eukaryota; Metazoa; Chordata; Actinopteri; Toxotidae
Gene: exd2
Product: exonuclease 3'-5' domain containing 2
Exons: 9
Coding region: 192-2363 (723 amino acids)
Biological process (GO): nucleobase-containing compound metabolic process
Cellular component (GO): nucleus; cytoplasm
Molecular function (GO): 3'-5' exonuclease activity; nucleic acid binding
Source: RefSeq, a predicted model, not a curated record